UCUGAACAACACAACCCUCUGAUGCGUGUGUUGGUAGCUUGGCACGCUACUUCUCUGGAACCGUUGCUGCUUCCAGUGCUUCCUCCUGAAGUCUUUGAUCACUACCCAGUCGCCGGGCUUGAAGUGGUGUUGUGGUGCAUCAGCUGUCGUCUGCAGUACGGCUUUCCCCUGAGAGUGGAUAGCUGAGAGGGAGACUGAAAGACUUAUACAGUAGUUCAACAAAAGUCACAUACUUCAGGAUACUUGCUGCAGAGCUGACCUUCUAGGAAAGAGUUGGCAUUCCCAUGAGCAAUGGAGAAAAUCUAUGACAAUGCUGUUGAUGUCAAAACCCUAAGCUCAAGAUCAUCAACAAUACAAGAAGGUCCCAGGAGACUUCCCAGAGCGUCUGUUCUCGGUCUGGGGCUGCUGGGUGUUUUCCUGCUGGCUGGACUCAUCGGCCUCGCUGUCCACUACCAUAACUCAGAUGGUGGUGCUGCAGAUCUCUCCGCUGUCAAAGCAAACCUGACCUCAAUGACUGAAGAGAGAGACAACCUGACUGAGCGUCUCCAGGCCAGAGAUCAGCGGAUCAACCGGCUGGUGUACAGGCUUCAGUGUUUGAUGGAGAAAACGUGUCCUGAAGGAUGGAGGAAGUUCGAUUGUUCCUGUUACCUCUUCUCUACUGAGAAACGUUCUUGGGAACAAAGCAGACAAGACUGCACAGCCAGAGGAGCAGAUCUGGUGAUCGUAGACAGUGAGGAAGAACAGGAAUUCAUCACUAGCAUGAUCAAGGAACAAACGUGGAUUGGUUUGAAUGACACAAAAGAGGAGGGGACCUGGAAAUGGGUGGAUGGAUCUCCACUGAAUCUGACGUUUUGGAGCACAAGACAGCCUGAUAAUUUUGACGGAGAGGACUGUGCAGAAAUACGGAGUAUUGUUCACUCCAAAAGCUGGAACGACAGGCCCUGUACGUACGAUCUGCAUUGGAUCUGUGAGAAAGAAGCUUGACAUUGGUGUCUGUUUGGAUACUAAACAUGCAAUCAUGCUUUUACAAUUGAGUUUAAAUGGAGUUAUUUAAAACUAUACACAAUGUCUGAUUUCAUGAAUAAGAAUUACUUUGCUCGAAUUGAUAAAUAACAUGU
Molecule: messenger RNA, 1118 nt
Organism: Trematomus bernacchii (emerald rockcod)
Lineage: Eukaryota; Metazoa; Chordata; Actinopteri; Perciformes; Nototheniidae
Product: CD209 antigen-like protein C
Exons: 7
Coding region: 292-984 (230 amino acids)
Source: RefSeq, a predicted model, not a curated record